Molecule: messenger RNA, 1942 nt
Organism: Zingiber officinale
Lineage: Eukaryota; Viridiplantae; Streptophyta; Magnoliopsida; Zingiberales; Zingiberaceae
Product: sugar transport protein 8-like
Exons: 4
Coding region: 297-1811 (504 amino acids)
Biological process (GO): monosaccharide transmembrane transport
Cellular component (GO): membrane
Molecular function (GO): monosaccharide transmembrane transporter activity
Source: RefSeq, a predicted model, not a curated record
AAUUACAGGUGUCACAUUUUUAUUACAUCAUUCAAUUUUUAUUUGUAUUAAUUAAUCUUCUACAUCUACCUUUAUUUAGAUUUGUCCUCUCUAUUUGGAUGUUUGAAUAGUCUCUACUUAGACACUAAUCUAGUUUGAGAUCUAAAAUUAUCUCCUCUUUUCUAUCCAUUAGAACUAUUAUUAGUCAUUUCUUUCAUGUAUAUAUACACCUUCAAUGAGUUUCUCCUCUUUCACAACCUUCUUUUUUCUUUUAAUUUUGUAAAAACAUCUACCAUUAAAAUAAAAAUAAAGGCAAAAUGCCGGCUGUUGUAGUGUCAAGUGGUGGGGACAAGCAGUUUGAGGGAAAGAUCACUGUUUACGUAGUGAUUUGUGGGAUAAUUGCGGCCACGGGAGGCCUCAUGUUUGGCUACGACAUUGGGAUUUCGGGAGGAGUGACAUCCAUGGAUGACUUCUUGGAGAGAUUCUUUCCUAAAGUUUUUGAGAGGAAGCACAUGGCCAAAGAAAACAACUAUUGCAAGUUUGAUAAUCAAAAUCUGCAGUUGUUCACUUCAUCUCUCUACCUCGCUGCGUUGGUAUCUAGCUUUAUAGCUUCUAAAGUGUGCACCAAAUGUGGAAGAAAGAUCACGAUGCAAGCUGCAUCCAUCUUCUUCUUACUCGGAGUCAUCUUUGAUGCAUUCGCUUUAAAUAUCGCCAUGUUGAUCAUAGGAAGAAUUCUUCUGGGAGUGGGCGUAGGAUUUGCCAAUCAAGCGGUGCCAUUGUUCUUGUCGGAGAUUGCUCCAGUGCACCUUCGAGGAGCGCUGAACAUCCUCUUCCAGCUUGAUGUCACCAUCGGCAUCUUCGUGGCCAACAUCGUGAACUACUUCGUCGCGAACAUCCACCCAUGGGGGUGGAGGCUGGCGCUCGGCCUCGCUGGAGUGCCGGCGAUCAUGCUCUGCUUUGGCUCCUUCAUCAUCGCCGAAACGCCGACGAGCUUGAUCGAGCGCGAGAUGUUAACGGAGGGCCUCGCCAUGCUGAAGAAGAUUCGCGGCGUUGACAAUGUGCAAGCGGAGUACGAGGAGUUGCUGCACGCGAGCGAGAUGGCACGACAGGUGGAGAAUCCCUUCAAGAACCUCAUGAAGCGAUCGAGUCGGCCGCAGUUAGUGAUCGCCAUCUCCAUGCAAAUCUUCCAACAGUUCACGGGAAUCAACGCCAUCAUGUUCUAUGCUCCGGUUCUCUUCCAAACCAUGGGGUUCAAGAAUGAUGCCUCCUUGCUCUCCGCCGUCAUAACAGGGAUCGUUAAUGUUCUCUCCACCAUCGUCUCUGUGGUCCUGGUGGACAAAGCCGGCAGGAGGUUUCUUCUUUUAGAAGCUUGUGUUCAGAUGUUCAUCACACAGGUGGCCAUCGGAGGCAUUCUUCUUGUGAACCUCAAGUCCACUAAUGAGAUCGAUCACACUCUUGCAACUUGGGUGGUGGUUCUCGUAUGCCUCUACGUGGCCAGCUUUGCCUGGUCAUGGGGGCCGUUGGGAUGGCUCAUUCCUAGCGAAAUCUUUCCCCUCUCCACUAGGACAGCUGGAUUUGCCUUCGCUGUUAGCUCUAACAUGUUUUUCACUUUCGUCAUUGCCCAAGCUUUCCUCUCCAUGAUGUGUCAUAUGCGCGCGGGGAUCUUCUUCUUUUUCGGUGCUUGGAUCGUGGUCAUGGGAUUGUUCGUCAUCUUUUUACUGCCCGAGACGAAGAACAUUCCUAUCGAUGAAAUGACCGAGGUGUGGAAGCAACAUUGGUUUUGGAAAAGAUUUAUGGAUGAAGAUACCAAGGACGAGAAAGCUAAAAACUGAUGUUCGACUAACACCCAACGCCUGAGUGUAUACGGAAAAUUAUACCUGACCUGAUUAAUCAAUUUUUUGUAUACAGAAAAAUACCUUAAAAAUUUUCUUCUGAUUAUAUAUCGAACACAUUAUCUUUAAAA